Messenger RNA from Talaromyces rugulosus, 537 nucleotides. RefSeq lists its product as uncharacterized. The record is from RefSeq and is a predicted model, not a curated record. The coding region runs from base 1 to 537 and encodes 178 amino acids. Gene Ontology annotation, cellular component: endoplasmic reticulum. The transcript is spliced from 3 exons. NCBI's taxonomy places the organism in Eukaryota, Fungi, Ascomycota, Eurotiomycetes, Eurotiales, Trichocomaceae.
AUGGCACGCCCCCUCCUCUCUCGCAAAACAGACCUCUGCCUACUCAUCUUCUUCUGCCUACACACCUUUUUCGUCAUUGGAGUCGACUGUCUCGAGCUGUACCCUGCGGCCGUACACUCUUACCCACCGUUUCCUCAUUUACUGCAACUGCGUCAAUUUUAUAUCGAUACAUAUCAGGAUAAGUUUCUGUCUGCGGCAGUGCCCGAUCAGCAGCCAUGGUUUGUCGCGUGUACGUGGAUGGAGUUUUUGUAUCAUGUGCCGACGUGUGUUUGGGCGGUUUGGGGGUUGUAUCGCGAACACGCACUCGUCCCCCUGGCCCUGCUGCCCUGGGCCGUGCAGACGUUUGUCACUACGCUGCUGUGUGUAGUUGAGUUGUGGAAUUGGGAGGAUCGCACGACGGAGAUCAAGUGGGCGUUGACGGGCUGCUAUGGGCCGUAUUUGGUUGUUUCGGCGUGGGUUGCGAGUGUCAUGUAUGGACGUCUGAAAGAGGCAUUGUUGCUGCAGAGACAGCAGCAGGUCAAGGCCAAGGGGCAGUAA